Molecule: messenger RNA, 1161 nt
Organism: Caenorhabditis bovis
Lineage: Eukaryota; Metazoa; Nematoda; Chromadorea; Rhabditida; Rhabditidae
Source: the annotation of a GenBank genome assembly
AUGGGCAAACUGUUCUUUUUUGGUUUUUUGGGGCUAGUUGUAUCAUGGUUGAUGCUUCACUUCAUAUACAGCGAUGAAAAUAAAUUAAAUGCUCGAAAAUACAGGCUAGAUCCAGCCCCAGCUCUGAUAGGAGCCCUCAAACUCAACGAAAAACUGUCAAAGGCAUCAUUAAUCUUGGAGAAUAAAAUUGUGGGACCUGAAUCAAUGGCAAUAGUGGAUGAUGCAAUUUAUGCUUCCCUUUAUGAUGCUCGAGUUGUGAAAAUCGUCGAUGGUGAGAUUAUCGCAAGUGUUUCUUAUUCCGAGCGUGCGCAAUUCUUCAGAGAUUGUGGAAAUUUUGACGCUGAGCCAACAUGCGGUCGACCAUUGGGCAUUCGUCAACUUUCUUCAAAAUCUCUGAAAUUCCUUGUCGCUGAUGCUUAUUUGGGUGUAUAUCUUAUAGAUUUCAAUGAUGAAAAAAAUCCGAAGCAUGAAGAAAUAUUCAGUUCGAAAAUUAAAAUUAACGGAAUAACCCCAAAGUUCUUGAACGACUUAGACAUCAUCAACGAGGAUGAGUUUGUGGUGUCCGACAGCUCAACUCGUCACGAUCGCCGUCAUUUCAUGGAAGCUAUUCUGGAGCAUAAGAGUGAUGGAAGAAUUAUUCACUAUAAAAUUUCGACUAAAACCGCAACAGUUCUUAUCGACAAGUUGUACUUCCCCAAUGGAAUUCAAUUGUUGCCUGAUAAAAAGUCGCUUCUUUUCGCCGAAUGCAGCUACGCGAGAAUCAAAAAACUGAAUUUGGAAUCGAAGAAGGCUGAAAUGUUCGCUGCGAAUCUUCCAGGAAUGCCCGACAAUAUCCGAAUGACUGAAAGAGGGACGUUCUGGGUCGGUCUUGCUGCCGUUCGGCACUCUGAAGCCCCAUCAAUCGUUGAUCUUCUAGGAGCGUAUCCGGGAAUUCGGCAGUUCCUCAUUGACGUGAUUCCUGCGAAACUUUGGGGCGUCAUUAGCGGCGCGUUCAAACGAUCACAUGCAAUUAUCAUCGAAUUAGACAAAAAUGGGAACAUUAUUCAAUCGCUUCAUGAUAAAUCUGGAAAAAUUGUCGAUGUAUCACAAGUAACCGAAUACAAAAACAACCUUUACAUUGGCAGCUUUGAUAGUCAUUCCAUUGGAAAAUUGAAACUUUGA